UUCGUGCAGACCAAACAGUGGAAACCGUGUCUAAUACCGUGGAGCAUAAGGACACAGUACCCCGCAGCACUGUAACUAAGGAGAGAGAAAAAGCGAGAGGCACCGUUAUACGGCAUUGGAUAAGGAGUCAGAACGAGGCAUUUAACUGAAAACCCACGUCCACCAGACGACAGGAAUUAACAAAAAAACUGCAUUCUGCAGAAAAUAACAGAAAACCUGCAAAUUAUUUUAAAUAUUUCCCCUUCUGUUUAUUUUUUCUGGGUACCGGUAAUGGGUGGAUGUGUAUAGGAUGUAACCUCGUUCUUGUCAUUUCCACUGCAUUUUGUGAUUCUUCUACGACAAGGGAAUUGUAAAGGAGAGCUGCAUACAAAUAGGAUUUGGGGGUAACCGAAUAACAGACUCAUACACACGGAAACAAAGAGGCAAAAGCAAAGGAGAAAAGAGAGCAGAUGAAUGAUUAAGGCAACCUGCCUACAUGAGGAUUGGUUCUCCACUUAUCGGAUUGGGAGAGCUUGCAAUGGAACGACUGAACAGACGAGAGACCUGGAACAAACGGGUGCUGCUUCUCCUCUACGUGGCCUUCAGACUUAUAACCGGUCACUCAUCCACUGUGUUGGGAACCCUGGACCUACAGCUGGAUGAGGAGCAGCCAGCUGGCACCAUCGUGGGGGACAUCAGUGCUGGGCUCCCCCCUGGAACCACUGCCUCCUUGUACUUCAUCACAGACUUGGAAAGUACAGGGGUUGGCAGCGACUUGCACAUUGACGAAACUACCGGCAUUAUUAAGACAGCCAAAGUCCUGGACCGGGAGACCAGGGACCGCUACAACUUUAUUGCUGUCACCAUGCAGGGGGUGACAGUGGAGGUAACAAUUGUGGUCAAUGACAUCAAUGACCAUGCACCCAGCUUUCCCAAGAGCAGGGCCACUUUCAAGAUCCCAGAACAAACAGCAAUAGGGACUAGGUUUUCCUUAGAACCAGCAUCUGAUGCUGAUAAAGGCCAGCUCAGUACACAGGGUUACCUAGUAAAAAAUGGCAACAUGGGACAAGCUUUCCGACUUCAGACCAAGAGAGGCUCCAAUGAAGUCUUGUACUUGGAUCUUGUGGUAAAUGGCAUCCUGGAUCGAGAGCAGGUAUCUUCAUAUUCCUUGUACUUGGAAGCUUUUGAUGGUGGCUCUCCAAGGAAGACCGGGCAUAUGAUUCUGGAUGUCUUGGUCCAAGAUAUUAAUGACAAUGCCCCUGUCUUUAAUCAGAGCCGCUAUCACACCCUGAUCUCUGAAAACAUGAAGCCUGGUAGCACCAUCCUGCAGGUGUUUGCCUCAGAUGCUGAUGAGGGAGACAAUGGACUAGUCAUCUAUGAGAUUAACAGAAGGCAGAGUGACCCUGAGCGAUACUUUCUUAUUGACCCACACACAGGCAUAAUAACCCUCAGCAAGCCCCUUGACUAUGAGAUGAGAAAAGUCCAUGAGCUGGUGGUCCAAGCUCGGGACAAUGCCAGCCAACCAGAGAUCACCAAUGCUUUUGUGUCCAUCCAUGUGCGUGAUUACAAUGAUAACCAGCCUACCAUGACCAUCAUUUUCCUCAGUGAGGAUGGGUCCCCACAGAUCUCUGAGGGAGCCCAACCAGGCCAGUAUGUUGCACGAAUUUCUGUAUCUGACCCAGAUUAUAGCGAGUACGCAAAUGUAAAUGUCUCUUUGGAAGGGGGAGAUGGCAAGUUUGGUCUAACCACUAAGGAUAACAUCAUCUACCUCAUUUGUGUUGACAAGAUUUUAGACAGGGAAGAAAGAGAUUCCUAUGAACUGAGUGUGAUGGCCACUGACUCAGGGACUCCUCCAUUGAGGGCAGAGUCCUCAUUUACAAUUCAGGUCACUGAUGUCAAUGACAACCCCCCUCUUUUUGACCAGCAGGUAUACAAGCAAACUAUCCCUGAGGUGGUCUACCCUGGCAGUUUUGUCCUUCAGGUGACAGCCAGGGAUAAAGACCAAGGUCCCAAUGGGGACGUCAAAUAUAGCAUCCUCCAGGACCGUGGGACACAUUCUGAUUGGUUUACAAUCGACCCAGUUACCGGGAUCAUCACCACUGCAACAGAGCUGGAUUACGAGACAGACCCCAAGCCAAGAAUCACUGUGGUGGCCACAGAUGGAGGCCGACCUGCUCUGUCUUCCACAGCUGUGGUCAACGUAGUCUUGCAGGAUAUAAAUGACAAUGAGCCUGUUUUCGAUAGUAACUUCUACAACGUCUCAAUCAAGGAAAACACAGCAGCUGGAACUUGCUUUCUUCAGGUGACGGCAAAAGAUGCAGACGGAGGAUCUUUUGGCACCAUAUUCUACUCCAUAGGCUCUGGGAUCGGCAGCGUGGUCCCCACCCAGUUCACCAUCGGGAAAGAGACGGGUCAGAUUUGUACCAGCUUAACCCUGGACCGGGACCAGGGGCCCUCCAGCUACGACUUCACUGUCACUGCUGUGGAUGGGGGAGGGCUCAACUCCAUGGCCUAUGUGAAAGUGUUCCUGGUUGAUAUAAAUGAUAAUAGUCCAGUUUUCUACCCGGUCCACUAUGCAGUCAGCCUCAGCACGCAGAGUGCACCUGGCACCUCCGUCAUUAAGGUGACCGCCCACGAUCAGGACGAGGGGCAGAAUGGGAGGGUGACAUACAGCACAGCGCCUGGGGGCAGCUCCCCAUACUUCACACUCAACAAAGACACAGGAGUCAUCUCGCUGUCUCGCUCUCUACAUGGGAAGGCAAACUCUGUGAUCCAGCUGGUAAUCUCGGCACAGGACGGGGGUGGACUAACAGCAAAGUUCAACGCCCGGGUCAACAUCAGUGUUGUCGCUGGCUCAGUGGUGCCUCCAGUGUUUGAACAAGCACACUACUUCUUCACUGUGUCCGAGGACGUCCUGAGGGGGACACAAGUAGGCAUAGUGCGAGCAAGCAGUGGACACGGUCGUUCGGAGGGAGUCUCCUACACUAUAUCUUCUGGAGACUCUGAUGGUUACUUCACUGUUGACUCAGAGACAGGUGCCCUUCGAACCAGCCGCCCACUGGACCACGAAGCCCAGCCCUCUUUGGAGUUAGAGGUACAGGCCCGGAGUGGGUCACCACCAGCAUUUGGACAAACACAAGUCCGAAUUACCAUUGCAGACAUCAAUGACAACGCUCCCUUCUUCCUGCCCUCGUCCUCUGAGUCCUUGCUACUGGCAGAGGCCACUGAUAUAGGCACAUUGGUGUACCAUGUGAGGGCAGAGGACCGUGACUCAGGCCCCAAUGGGCAGCUGCACUUUGACCUACUCUCCAGCGGGGGGCAGCGCACCUUUGGCAUUGAGCGCAGCACAGGGGAUGUCCGGCUUAUUGGUGGCUUGAGCUAUGAGACUAUGCCCCGUUAUGACCUCAAAGUGGUGGCCAAGGACAGUGGGGUCCCCCAGCUGAGCACCACCUUCACACUAGUUGUACACGUGCAGGCGGAGAAUGACCAGGGCCCUGUUUUUGACACUCUCACCUACCGCGUGGAGCUGAAAGAAGGGACUCCGCUCAACACUCGUUUUCUCCAGGUGAGGGCUUUGAAUCGCGAGACCACUACUACCAGCAGCACUACAGGGUCCUCUUCCACCAUACUGGCAUAUCAUCUCCGCCCAGAUGGUGACGCAGCUGGAUUUGGGAUUGCCCCUGACAGUGGAUGGCUAUUUGUUAAGAGCAUACUAGACAGGGAAACUAAGGACCUUUACCUGCUGACUGUCCUGGCCACCUCAGGUACCGGGCAGCUGAAGAAAACGGGCAGCGCCACUGUGCGUAUUUCAGUGACAGACGAGAAUGACAACGCUCCUCGGCUCACCCAGGAGCGUGCUUUCUUGGCCGUGCGAGAGAACCUGCCCCCAGGGACUGGGUUUGGGAGGGUGGCUGCCACUGAUCGGGAUGCAGGUCUCAACAGUCGUCUAACCUUCAGACUCCUGCAUCCUGACCGAAAUUUUCAGAUGAACUCCCAGACAGGUGAGAUCAGCACUCGGACAGCCCUGGACCGUGAGCACCAGUCCAGUUACCAGCUGGUUGUGGUGGUCCAGGAUGGGGGCACCCCUCCACGUAGCGCCACAGGCACCGCCCACAUUACUGUACUGGAUGAGAACGACAAUGCUCCUGCCUUCACACACGCACCCCCUGGGAGGGAGCUGGUACUGCAGGUGUUGGAAGGCAAGCCCUCUGGGACUUUGCUCGGCUCAGUUCAAGCCAAAGAUCCUGAUGAAGGUGAAAAUGGGACAAUCUACUACUCUCUAUCUGGCACCAGGGCAGAGCGUUUUUCCCUAAAUCCAAACACUGGAGAGCUACGGUUAGCUGCCCCCCUGAGCCACACCGACAGGGCUGACUAUACCUUCACCGUGACAGCUACAGACAGGGGUUCAUCUCCACAGAGCACCUCUGCAGCCCUGCGCAUACAGGUCCUGAAUCCCAGUAAGUUCCUGCCCCACCCAGGCUUGCCCACUUUAACCCUGAAUUCUUUAGAGGGUAUCAAACCAGGAUCGGUGGUGGGUUCUGUGGGCUCAAAAUACCUCCAGCGGCACCCAGAGGAGGGUCAAGUGACUUACACAGUUGUGGGCAGCAGUGACCGUGACGGCACGUUUGUGGUGGACAGACUGACGGGUGAUAUCUAUCUGGCACAAGAGCUAGAUUACGAGCAAGGGGCACAUUACACCCUUCAGAUUGAGGUGGACGACUUCUCCAGAGCCUACCCAACCAGCCGGAUCAUCCUAGUAGACAUUGACGUGCAGGACAGCAAUGACCAUGUGCCGCAAUUCCCAGAGGACCCGGUGACCAUUGUCAUUCCAGAGAACAUGGUGGCUGGAUCUUCUAUCUAUACCUUCCAGGCUGUGGACAAAGAUGGAAGUGGCCCAAACAGUGACAUUCACUAUUCCAUCCUCCAGCAGUGGCCCACUAAUGAUGAGAACCUGGCACUAGACCCUGUGACUGGGGUUAUGUCUCUGGGAAAGAGCCUGGACCGCGAGGUUACACCCUCCCUCCUCCUCAUCGUCCAGGCAGUGGACCAAGCUCUUAACGUUAGCCAGCGACGCUCCAGCUCUGUGACAGCGCGAAUCUUUGUGACCGAUGAAAAUGACAAUGCACCUAUCUUUAGCUCCCCAACCGCUGUCAGUGUCAUGGAGGACCAGCCAAUUGGUUUUGUUGUCCUCUAUGUGAUGGCCAGAGACUCUGAUUUGGGGGAGAGUGGACGUGUGGCAUACCGAAUUCAAUCAGGGAAUGCUGGCGGCAGGUUCAAUCUGAACCCCAACUCUGGUUCCCUCUCCAUAGUGAAAGCUUUGGACCGGGAAGAGCAAGGACUCUACAACUUGACUAUCGUUGCAGAGGAUCAUGGUUCCCCCCAGUGCACCACCUUGCAGCUACUGUCUGUUCAGGUGAUCGAUGUAAAUGAUGAGGCCCCUCAAUUCCAGGAAGUUGAAUUUGAGGCACAAAUCUCAGAGAACCAGCAUGCUGGCACCUCUGUACUGAGAGUCACUGCUACAGACUGUGACCAAGGUUCAAAUGGCUUUGUGACAUAUGGAGGGAUAGUGGAGGAUGGGUUUACCAUUGAUCAAGCAACAGGAGUCGUAACAGCAACCCGAGCCCUUGAUCGUGAAGUGCAAGACCGCUACACUGUCACAGUCUAUGCUAAAGAUGGUGGACUCCCUCCUAAUUUUGCCACAGCGACAGUGAGGAUUACAGUCUUGGAUGAGAAUGACAACUCGCCUGCUUUUGAGAAAGACUCGUACCACCUAGAGGUGCCAGAGAACCAGGAGCCUGUGGCAUUGUUCACCAUGAAAGCCAUGGACCACGAUGCUGGAGAGAAUGGCAGGGUGGAGUACAAGAUUGUUGCAGGGGACCCAGCUGGUGAUUUUCAUAUCGAUGGCAACUCUGGUGUCCUCUCCACUUCCCAGCCCCUUGACAGAGAAAGGAUUGCCAGCUAUUAUUUGACCAUUGAAGCACGGGAUCAUGGGACUCCCCAGCUGAGUAGCACAGCCAGCGUGGUUGUUACAGUCCUGGAUGUCAAUGACAACAACCCCAUGUUCAAAGAAGGCGCUUACACUAUUGAUAUCUCUGAAGAUGCCCCAAUUGGUACUUUGGUGCUUGACAUAACCGCCACAGAUGCUGAUGAUGGAACUAAUGGCAUGGUCCUGUACUACCUGAGCAAUGAAUCACUAGGCAUGUUCAACGUGAAUCAGGAGACCGGGAAGAUCACUACAGCUGGUCUGCUGGACCGGGAGAAGCGAGCAGCGUACAGCUUUCUGGUGAAUGCUGUGGACUCCUCCCCUGCCAAACCACGGAAUGCAAGCGCACGGGUGACAGUCAAUAUCAAAGAUGUCAAUGAUAACUCGCCCUUUUUCAUCCAGGACCCACUCAUCAUCAACAUUUCCAGCAGCAUCUCAAUCAACCAGGUGGUGGCCACCAUGAGAGCAGAAGACAAAGACUUUGGGGCCAAUGCAUCCAUUUUCUAUCGCUUUGCCUCCCUGGUGGCCGGGUUUAGCAUAAACUCUUUCACAGGUGAAAUACGACUAGUGGCCCCACUGUCCUCCAUGACCCAAAUGGAGAGGACCUUGUAUGUGGUGGCCACGGACCAGGGCACACCUGCACAGUUAUCCACAGGGGUGGUGGUCAUUUACGUCAAGGAGGAGGACUACAGGGGAGUCCGCUUUCCACGCAGUGCCAGAGAUGUCUCCCUGCAAGAAAAUGCAGCUUCAGGCACAGCAGUGGUUCAGAUCCAGGCGCAGUACAGUGAUGGCUCCAGAAGAGGAAUCAGCUAUAGCAUCUUCAGUGGAAAUAAACUCAAUUCAUUCAGCAUCCGUCCCAACACAGGUGAGAUCUGGGUGCAGAACUCAGAUGGCCUAGAUUUUGAGAAGACUCCACGGCUCCGCUUAGUGGUGAAAGCAGACUCUGCAUCCUCUCUCUCCUUCAUGGCUGUCAAUCUCAACCUCCAGGAUGUCAACGACAACCUGCCACGAUUCCAGCUUCAGAACUACAUCGCCUAUAUCUGGGAGGCACAGGGCUACGACUUCCCCAUCAUCCAGGUAUUGGCAGAUGACCCAGACCAGGGCCAGAAUGGUCAGGUGACCUAUUCUAUUAAAUCGUCUACAAUGAGUGGGCUCUUCAAAAUCGACCCCCUGACAGGAAGUAUAACAACAGCAGCCAUAAUGGACAGAGAAAUCUGGACUCACACAAAGCUGGUUGUUACGGCGACAGACAGGGGAAGCCCAAAGUUAGCUGGCAUAGCUACUCUCACCGUGGUUAUCGUGGACCUGAAUGACAACAGUCCUACAAUCCCACUGCCACAAGAGAUUCGAGUGCCUGAGAACACCUUAAUUGGUACAGAGCUCACCCAGGUUACAGGAAAUGAUGUGGACUCAGGCCCUGCCCUCUCAUACACACUUCUGCUAGAUGGCAGCUCUGUUGGAAAGUUUGGAAUCCAUCGAUAUGGGGGCGUGAUCUCGCUGACUGCCCCGCUUGACUUUGAGGAGAGGAGCUGGUACACACUUACCAUCUGCUCCUCUGACUCCAAACAUAAAAGUGAGGCAAACCUGACCGUGCUUGUGGAAGAUGUGAAUGACAAUGCACCUGCUUUCACCCAGGACCUCUACCAGGUAACACUCCCUGAGCACUCGCCACCUGGCAGCUCAGUUGUCACGGUAACCGCUACUGACCGAGACUCUGGCGGCAACGGGAAGAUCACCUACAGGGUGAUGUCAUCAACCAGGGGCGGCUUUUACAUAGACCAGAGUAAUGGUACCCUGUUUAUAUCUCAGAGGGCAGAAUUUGACCCUGAAAAGCCCUCAGUGAGUGUGGUGAUCGAAGCACGGGAUGGUGGAACACCGGCUCUGUCAUCCAACACUACAGUUCAAGUGCAGGUUUCAGAUGUCAAUGACAAUGCACCCCGCUUCAAACAAUCGGAGUACAAAGCCACAGUCUCGGAGGACCUGUUGCCAGGCUCCACAAUUCUGACAAUUGAGGCAGUGGACAGCGACCUCUCACGGGAGAACUGUGGCUUUGACUUUGCCAUUGCCAGCGGGAACCCCGGGAAUGCCUUCCAGAUUGAGAGCAGUGUCCGCUUCCUGGAGGGACAGGGUUUUCAGACAGUGGGGACACUCAUACUGGUGGAGCGUCUGGAUUUUGAGACCAUGUCAAGGUACAAUUUGAAUAUAGUAGCCUCAGACCGAGGGGUCCCCCAAAGAAGCUCUAGUGUGCCUGCUGUAAUUACCAUUACCGACUCUAAUGACAACCCCCCUUCGUUUGGACGCACAGAAUACAACGUGGUGCUGAGCGAAGGAGCAGCAGCCGGUACCGAGCUCUUGCGAUUAUCUGCCUAUGAUCCAGACUCCGCUCCCAAUGCUGUGAUCCGCUAUGUCAUCAGCUCAGGGGAUGAAGCUGAACUGUUUGGAAUGGAUGAGUGGACGGGGGCACUCAAGCUCCUGCGGCCACUGGAUCGUGAAGCCAAGGCUUCUCACAUGGUUAUUGUCCAAGCUUCAGAUGGGCAGGGGCAGUUUGCUCUGGCUCCGGUGAGUGUGGAAGUCAAAGACAUUAAUGACAAUAAGCCCUACUUCCCCUUGGAGACACUGACAGUCAGCAUAAGAGAAAACCAGCCGACCGAUUCUCUGGUCACUAUCCUGCAUGCUAUUGAUUUCGACACUGGUGUCUACGGCCAGGUACGCUACUACAUGGUCGACCAAACCGGGCAGGGAAAGGACUCCUUUUCAGUGAACCAGGCCUCAGGAGAGGUGCGAGCCAAGCUAACCUUUGAUUUCGAGAAGGCCAACACCUUCCAGUUCAUGGCACUGGCUUUGGACACUGGCAACUAUUCAGCCACUGUGACUGUACAAGUGCUGGUGACUGGAGAGGAUGAAUACGAUCCAGUUUUUGUCUCACAAGCUUACUCAUUUGAAGUGCCGGAGGGAGCCACAAAAGGCCAAAGCAUUGGGCAAGUGUUAGCUAAAGAUGAAGAUGCUGGUGCAGACGGAAUUGUGCUCUACACUUUUGCUAAUGGCUCACCUUAUUUUGGUGUCAAUGAAACCACAGGUGUGAUCUACCUGAAGAUGGACAGUCAAAGCCGCCAUAGUGGGGGACGAUCAAAGAGAGACGCGCGGCAGAUGAACCUUGAAGUAGAAGCCCAUAGCCCGUUACCAGCUUCUCGCAUUACCACUGCCCAGGUCAACAUUGAUGUCACACACACUUCUUUCGGGCUGCCCUCUGAGUUCAACUUUUUGCUGGUCAUUGUCAUAGCAGCUUCCCUUGUGGCUGUCGUGAUCCUAGUAGUGAUUGCUGUGGCAUUGUUUGUGGUACGAUCCAGGCGAAAGAAAAAGGAGGAAAAUGACAAUACCAACAUUGCCUCAUCAGGCACUGCCAUGCAGAAACUUGAUGAAUCCCACUUAACAGGCGUAGAGAGGAUCUACCACCAGGCUCUGCCCGGAUAUACAGGCGAGCAAACCUCAGGCAUGGGUGGCACAGGUGGAGGAGCAUACACAAGGGGGGGAUCCCUUGAUCCCUCACACUCCAGUGGACGUGGCUCGGCAGAGGCAGAAGCCGCUGAGGAUGAUGAAAUACGAAUGAUCAACGAGUACCCACGGGUAUCUAGCAUAUCCUCUUCCAUGCAGGACCACCUCUCAACACGGGGACCUGAUUCUGGGAUCCAGCAGGAUGCAGACCAGCUUUCAGACAUCUCCUGUGAACCAGGAAUGGAGGCAGGGCAGUGGUUCAAGGGGAAGAAAAUUGGCAGCCUCAGUGGAACACUGUUACCUGGACAGCAUCCCAUUUACAGAGAUGAGGGUGGGGGGUACCUGGGGGUUGGGCGAGGGUUAAAUAUCUCACACCCUAAGGAUUAUGCCUUCCCUGAGGACGGCAAGCCUUCAGUGGAUGGCUCCCUCACAGCUAUUGUGGCCAGUGACGAAGAGCUUAGGGGCAGCUACAACUGGGACUACCUGCUGGACUGGUGCCCGCAGUUCCAACCCCUGGCCAGUGUCUUCACAGAGAUAGCUCGGCUCAAGGAUGAAACUGCUCCCCCCAACCCCAGAAGACCCUUUCAGCCCAAAGCAAAGACAGAUCCCAAACCAAGAAUAGACCCGCCACCUCUUAUCACUUCUGUGGCACACCCGGGGGCCAAAUCAGUGCCUCCAAAACCAGCCAUUGGACAGACUUUUCCUCACCUGGCUUCUCUCCGCCGUUCCCCCAUCAGCCACGAGGGCUCCAUAUCAUCAGCAGCCAUGUCCCCUAGCUUCUCCCCCUCCCUCUCCCCACUGGCAGCCCGAUCACCUGCUGUCUCCCCCUUCGGUGUUACCCAAGGGCCAUCAGCCUCCAUGAUUAGUACCACUGAACACUCUUUAGAUCACCCAGGUGAAGCAGAGAUGAGGAUUUAACUCACUGAACACAGCUGCUGCUUGACGGGGAACCUUCCAUGAAAUGCAUCUGUUUUUGAGUGUAUAUUUGGGGAUGAACGUACAUUUGGGGAUGAGUUAUCUCUCCUGUCUUAUAACUCUAAGGGUUAAGUUGAAACUGCUUGAUAAGAAGGGCAUACUUUAAUUUGUAAACCUUUGGAUUCAAAAAAAAAAAAACAAUUGAAAACCUUGUAGUAUUGUAACUCAAUCUGUAAAUGUUGUUUGGAGUUCAAGGAGUCAAACAUUCAGAUAUUCUGUGGUCAUUUUUCCAUUAAUAUUAGAAAAAGGAUCCUUUUGUAAGGGUAUACUAGUCUUUCUUUGAACAAGACUGUGUAAUGUAUUUCUCUGGAUUUCUCCUCCGAUUAUUUUUGCCUCACCGAUAUUGACCAGCACUGGACAAUACAUUCUCUAAGCCAGUACACCCAAAAACAAAAAGGAUUCAUAAAUUACUGGUUUGGUGAGUGUUCUGUGCCUGCCAAAUAUUUUGUUAGGGACAAAGGUUGUUAAGUGGCCCAUGUCAGCCAGCCAGCACUUCGAACCAGAAUCAUGCCUGCCAGUGGUUAAUUGACCUGUAAUUCAGUUGGGUUUCAAUGAGGAUUUUGAAAAACUCAGAACUUCUAUAAACUCUUGUUUUAGUUAACCUCAAUUGUUGGAAGUAUUAUGUAAUGGUAUUUGUUUUAAUGCUUGGUCCCCUGGACCUCCUGAAAGUGUGAAUGUUAUUGUAUGUCAAACAAUUAGUCCUUUCAACUGUGACUGACAUACUUAGUAGAUUUUGCUUAGUAAUUAAACUGAUUCUUGGGGGUGCUUCUAGGUUUAUGGUGCUUCCCACUGUAGAUACCUUCCAAACUUACCCUGAAACUGAUCUGUAUCCCUGGAUAUAAGCUGGUUAUGAGAUAUAGUUUGUGUGUCCCUCACUGGCUGGCCAGGAGGUUGAGAGUUUGUGGUUCUUAAUAGAGGCUGGGAGGUUGGAAAAUGUUUAAGCUGUAAUGCUGUUAUGGAGAACUUAAUGGCUAUCCGUGCCUCAUUUUGUUUUAGAACAUCGCAGUUUAGAAGAAGAGCUGUGCUACAGAGGCCAGAAGAUACCGGAAUCUAUCAAACAUGGAGCAGUUCCCAAAAACUAAAUAAUCUUUUCUUUGGGCUUUUUAUUAUUAAUUUUUAAAAAGACGUUUGUUUCAGACUACAGCGUGGCAUCACCUUUUGUCAAGGGAUGCCAUUGCCUUGUUACAGUAUAAGGGUAUGAAUGUAUUGUACAGCCAGAAUAACCAUUUGUGCGUAUGUUUAAUUCAGAGACUGUUCUUGUAUGUGUCUGUGGAUGAUUAGAAAACUCAUUUUUGUUGUUACAUUAAUAAAUAUUUAUAAAAUACUGCUCGCUAAACCUGAAUGGACAAAUGGAAUUAUUGAGAUAUGGAAAUAUCAGGAAUCUCUUGCUGUCUUCGGAGACGAUGUUUUGAUUAUUUACCCUUGACAAUCCAAAACAAAUAUGGCUGCCGUAUAAAAGGGGAAGAUGACAGCCUGGCUAUGAAAGGGGCAGUGGUACUGGAAGAGGAAAUUACAUUCUGGUCCUGACUUCAGGUUCAAUAACGUCUGUCAGCAGUGCUGACCAUACUUAAUUUAUAGACUGUUUCUUACUAAAUAAUUUUAUGUAUAGUUUUUGGUUACUUUCUUUCUUUUUUUGUUGCAAUACAACAUUAGAGUGGGCUAUGUUUGAUUUAUAAAAUAUCCUGCACAGUAUUUAUGGGGAUUUUGCUUUUUUAUGAUGGUCUCUCCGUCCACCUUUUGAUUCUUGUCAUGUACUCUCUAGUUCUGGCUUUGACUAUAGUUAACUGUCAAAAAGAAGAAUGGAAAAUAUAGUUUUAUUCUCAUACUUGGAAGCAAAAACCUCAAAACUUUCUAAAUUGUUCCUGAAUAUGUGGUUUGAAGAGAACACUCUUCCCCUGCAAUAUGGUUGUAAUAUGAGGGGAAAGGUCAGCUGCUUGUUUUUAAAGAUUGGCCUUCUGUUUACUCUGACCUUCCAUAGUUACCAGACUUCACAGUCAUUUACAUAGACCAUGGGCCAUGGAGUGAGUUGAUAACUGAACUGGAAUACAAAUACAGGAUAUCCCAGAUCAGGGCCAACUUUACUUAGUAAACAAGAGAAGAGAUUUUAGAGAGUUAAUGGAGAGAAUGCAUAACAUAGGAAAUGAGAAAUUGAAAGCAGUGCUUAAAACUUUUAUGAGAUCAAAAUCAAGCACACAUGUACAGUAUACAAAGAAACUGGAAGAUGCCUUAACUGAUGGACAGCGCUCAGUGGUGGGUAAUGUUUUGUGCACUUAAUAUGUACAAUUAUCCUUGUAUGAUGAAGCAUUGCGCAAGAGAUUUUAAACAACUGAUAGGUUAAAGGAUCAUUUGGAAAUAAUACAUUGGUGAAAACUGAAAAAAUAGGUUGUUUGUUACCUUGAUGCAACUGGGCAAUUCUAAAAUGUCCUUCAGUCAUAGCCUUCAAAGUAUUUAUUUAUCAGAAAGGUGAAAAGGAUCACGAAACUCUCCACUCCAACCUACUUAAAUCACUAUAAACUUCCGUGAUGCCUUUUGGUCUCCUCCCUUUGGCGAGGGCUAAGCAAUAAGUUUUCUAACAACAUAAUACCGUGUAACAAUUAUUAUUUUUUUUUUUGGUUCCUGGGUAGUAAGUGUUAUUUCCUAAUUGCUUAUGCCUCAAAAGUAUGGAAAAUGGCUAUUAUUCCCCACAAACUUUGCUUUUGUGACCAGGACAGUGAUAUUUUGAAAUUUACCUAUUUCCAAUGAGAAAACGUGCAAAUUUGUGUCUUUUCGUUCACAUAAAGUCAGAAAAAAACAACAUAUGAAUCCAAAUUAACAUGUAUUUAUACUAAAGUAAUACAAAAAUGACUACAAAAGAUUUAGAAGUGAGUAGUUUUUCGAGAUUUACGAUUAUACUGUAAAUCACUUUCACGAAUCAGCCCCCAAAUGUAGUCUCCCAUCAUGUUCUCACUAGAUCUGUGUGAAAAUUAAAAUAGCCCUGCUCAUAGGAUCCAUAUGUUAGGGUAAAAGUCAGAAUCGAGUCAAUCUGAAAUUUUACCAUUAAAUGUCACCAUUUACCAAAUGAGGUGGUAAAUGUUGACAUGAAUGUUGUUAUGAAGAAGUAAAGCUUUUUGGACAUUUACCAGUUAAUCUUAUGAUUUUCCAAAGUGUAUUGGUAAAUGCAGGUAUAUCAUCGAAUAAUCUAUUUAUUACUGCAUAUAAAUUGUCAAUUAACAAAAUAAUCAUUAAUGUCCAAGAAUAUAUUUAUUUCUGCAUACACAUUUUCCAUCAACAAAAUAGUCAUUAAUGAGCUUACAGUAAACCACAAUUGAGCAAUUUAAACUAGUUAAACAUGGUACUGAACAAUAUUAUGAUCCACUUAUGUAGAACAACCAACAUUCUGGUACAUUUGCGUAUAAAACCAUUCACAAUGGUGUUGAAUGAUAUUGUACUCCAAAUACAUAGUAGUUUGAUGAAAAAUAACAUUCUGUUAAAUGCAAAUUAAAUCAUUUAGGACCUUCAUUUUUUCAACAGAAAAUCACACUUUGGCUAUGACACAAAAUGCAACAAAUACAGGCACUGAAUAUUUACUUACUCAUUGCAACAUGGUAGACUCUUGUGGCACUUGGGGUUACACAGGACUCCUGAAGCCUUACAAUGCAAAAGCGAGACAUUCAUCAUUAGCCAAAGGCACUUGGUUAUUCUUGAGAUUUACCAGCAAAUGUCCAAAGUAAAGUGUUAUCUGUUUAUUUUGUAAAGACAUUCAGUCAUAGCAUAACAGAGGUAGAAGUAUUAAAGGGACUAGGAGAUCUUAAAAUAAACAAAUCUCUUGGGCCGGAUGAGAUCCUCCCAAUAGUACUGAAAGAAAUGAAAGAAGUUAUUUACAAACUGCUAACUAAGAUCAUGCAACAGUCUCUUGAGACAGGGGCUGUACCAACAGACUGGAGAAUUGCAAACGUAAUACCGAUCCACAAAAAGGGAGACAAAACCGAACCAGGUAACUACAGACCAAUAAGCCUGACUUCAAUUAUAUGUAACCAUAUGACAUGGUUUAUUUAGAUUUCAAGAAAGCUUUUGACAAAGUCCCACAUAAAAGAUUAAUUCUCAAACUGAACGUAGUAGGGAUUCAUGGAAAUGCAUGCACAUGGAUUAGGGAGUGGCUAACAUGUAGAAAACCGAAAGUACUGAUUAGAGGAGAAACCUCAAAAUGGAGCGAGGUAACCAGUGUAGUACCACAGGGAUCAGUAUUAGGUCCUCUGCUAUUCCUAAUCUACAUUAAUGAUUCUGGUAUAGUAAGCAAACUUGUUAAAUUUGCAGACAACACAAAAAAUAGGAGGAGUGGCAAACACUGUUGCAGCAAGGUCAUUCAAAAUUAUCUAGACAGCAUUCAGAACUGGGCAGACACAUGGCAAAUGACAUUUAAUACAGAAAAGUGUAAGGUACUGAUUGCAGGCAAUACAAAUGUCCAUUAUAAAUACCAUAUGGGGGGUACUGAAAUUGAAGAAGGAAUCUAUGAAAACGAUAAAGGAGUUUAUGUUGACUCAGAAAUGUCUUCAUCUAGACAAUGUGGGUAAACUAUAAAAAGGCCAACAUCGGAUAUAUAGUGAAAAGUGUUGAAUUUAAAUCAAGAGAAGUAAUAAAACUUUACAAUGCAUUAGUUAGACCUCAUCUAGAAUACUGUGUUCAGUUCUGGUAACCUCGUUACAAAAAGGAUAUUGUUGCUCUAGAAAGAGUGCAAAGAAGAGCGACCAGAAUUAUUCCUGGUUUAAAAGGCAUGUCAUAUGUAGACAGGCUAAAAUAAUUGAAUCUAUUCAGUCUUGAAGAAAGAAUACUACACGGCGAUCUGAUCAAUCAUUCAAAAUUCUAAAGGUAUUGACAAUGUCGACCCAGGGGACUUUUUCGACCUGAAAAAAAUAAAUAAGGACCAGGGUCACAAAUGGAGAUUAGAUAAAGGGGCAUAUAGAACAGAAAAUAGGAGGCACUUUUUUACACAGAGAAUUUGGGAGUCUGGAACCAACUCCCCAGUAAUGUUGUUGAAGUUGACACCCUGGGAUCCUUCAAGAAGCUGCUUGAUGAGAUAAUGGGAUCAAUAAGCUACUAACAACCAAACGAGCAAGAUGGGCCGAAAGGUUACAAACGAGAGGAGACCAUUCUUAUAUUCUAAUUCUUGAGAUUUACCAGUAAAUGUCAGAAAUAAAGCGCUAUCAUGUCUAUUUCAGACAUUUACAGUUUUGUUUGGUAAGUGUCGACAUUUACCAGUAAAUCUUCAGAUUUGCCAAUAUUCUGACUUUUACCAUAACACAUACAUUAACAUAAAAAUUUUUUUUCUCAGCCUAGGUUUUUAAUAAUAAUAAUAAUAAUAAUAAUAAUAAUAAUAAUAAUAAUAAUAAUAAUAAUAAUAAUAAUAAUAAAAGGUAUUAACCACAUUAUCAUAUUUCUAAACUGCUCCUUAUGCUAGACUGCAUCCAAUUUGAUUGAGCCUCCAGGAUGCCUUGAAUUAACUCUCAUUUACCAUCUUUAAAUAUGGGCUGCCACGUCUGCCAAGUUCCCAGCUUUGUUCACAUCAUCGCUAUUCUUGUUACCGCUGGGACAGUCUACCUCCUCUCAUUUAGGGUAUAUUUUAUGGUGUGGGCAAUUGGUGUGGGUUGACUGAUACUUUUCGAAUUUAAAAUUUGCUCAUGAUCAGUCUCAUAUGGAUAACCAAGUCAAAAGACCCCUUUCUGAUUCCAGGAGCAUUGUGUGUUACCCUAGAUCACAGUGUUAAAAAUUGGUUUUAGUAUUUGUAGCUGAAAAUAUUUUAUAUAAAUGUAAUGUAAGUGUUUAUCGUGCAGGUCAACACAAAAUAUAAACAACAUUUAAUCUGGGCUUUUAUUGGAGGAAUAAAGCACCUAAGAUUCUGCCAUAACAGUUUAUGUGCAUUAUAGUAUUGUACAGGGUUAGAAAAUCUAAUGUGCAACUAUGAAUCAUUAACAUGUGUAUGAUCUGAAAGUUAUUAGGAAUGAAUAAAAACAUGGCUGCAAUUUCUGGUUACCAAGAUGCUAAUAUCAUUGGCACUCAAAUGGCAGAUAGUUACUACUUUAAGUAUGCCAUAAAAUAAAGUAUGUAAUUAUCAUUGUACCUAAUUCAUCAAAAACACCAGACCUUUGGAAUGAAAAAGUUUAUAUAAAUUGAAUGUAGAUGUGUUAGUUUGGAGAUAAGCAGACUGAAGACUGUAAAAUUACGCCUUAAGACUGUAAAAUCCUGAAGUAACAUUUAAAAGAAAAAACAAGAUUGCAUUCCCAUUGGCUUUAGUAUAAAAUUGAUAUUGUCAAGUUUGAAUCAAUGGAAAUCAGAGCCCAAUGUACAGUACAUGAUGAACAACUUUUCACUGAAUGCAAUUAUAAUUCCUGAAAGAUUUGAAUUGCCCGUUAACAUUUGUAACUACAGCCAUGAAGUAAAUAAUUUGGGUUAUACAAUGUCACGCAAAGCUUGAAUAGCAUUGUUUUCGGUGUAAUUUAACAUUUUCAUAAAACUAACCACUUAAAAUGAAUAAUUUGUGGCCUUUAGAGGUCUGUGCAGAGAUUUGAUCUUUUAAGCACUUUAGCUCAUGUUAAAUUCUUCGUAGGCACAUUGUGGUAUGGCAGAAAUGGGGAAGAGGAGACAUAGAGACGACAAACUAAAAACAGCAAAAUAAUUGUUUAGCAGGGAAAUGACAUAGGUGCAGACACCAUGUACAGUUAUUAUGACAAUAAUGUACAGUUUCUUAUACUGUAGAUUAUGUAAAUACAAAUUAAAAACUGUUUACAGGAAGCCCACAUUAUACCCCAAGCCUAGUGAAACAGCAACUGUCAUACAGUGAUUAUAUAUACUGUACAAAUAUUUUUUUAUAUAGAAUCAAAUAUGUUGCCUUCCUAAUCUGGUCUCAGUCUCACAGCUACUAUGCUUACCCAAUGUAGAGGCUUUUGGGUACAUCAGCCUCUUGCUUGAAGUACAUGUGCUAAGCACCAAACCACGUGGCUGGUAAUUAAACACUAAGGUAAAGCAAAUAAAAGUGAUUUAGAGCUGACUUAAAGCUGUUUCACAUAAAAGACUUGUCUUUACAACUUAGUUGCUGCACUCAGGACCUUUAUUUACAAAUUAGCACCAUAUGCAAAAACUGAAUUCAGGACAGCCUAGCUUUCUAUUUAUAAGACCAUCAUAUUCAAUAUGGAGACAAUGGAUGAUGUAUUCCAGGUUUGAUUACCUAGAUUCUGUGUUAGAGAUCGAGUUCCAGCUAUGCCUUGUUAUACACCUAACGGUUUAAUAAAACUACAAUAUACAGUGGAAAUUGUUCAUUAGAUUUUGGUGCAAAACAUAUUUUUCUGUUGGCUUGAAAUGAGUUAAAGCUCAGUUUAAUGAUGUGAUCCUGGACCCUAGCCAGUGCAGAUCUUCCUCUCCCCCCCCACCCCCAGGUUACAAGGACUUUUACAUGUAUUCUCUACAUUUUUUAUGUAUUCCUGAAAUUGCAUGUGUACUUGGAGAUUUGUAUGUAGUCAUCUGUUUUCUGGCAGAGAUACUUUGAGACUCUGCCUGUGGACUUUAUACUUGAGCACAGAAGUGCCAAUGUUUCUUUUUGGUGCCAAUUUUUGUAACAAAUUCCUUAAUAAACUUAAUGGAAGUGUUUGUAUAAAAAAAA
Acipenser ruthenus (sterlet) is the source of this 18059-nucleotide messenger RNA. RefSeq names its product protocadherin-16-like. The coding region runs from base 476 to 10372 and encodes 3298 amino acids. Gene Ontology annotation, cellular component: plasma membrane; cell-cell junction. NCBI's taxonomy places the organism in Eukaryota, Metazoa, Chordata, Actinopteri, Acipenseriformes, Acipenseridae. The transcript is spliced from 21 exons. The record is from RefSeq and is a predicted model, not a curated record. Gene Ontology annotation, molecular function: calcium ion binding. Gene Ontology annotation, biological process: homophilic cell-cell adhesion.